AUGGCAGGAGCUCUGGACGCAGUACUGGCUAGAGUCAAGGAUGUGUGCAAGAGGAACGGUCUGCUUAUUCUCUCGGUGCUUUCUGUUAUUGUGGGAUGUCUCUUAGGAUUCUUCCUCAGGACAAGACGUCUCACCGAGCAGGAGAUUAGUUACUUUCAGUUUCCUGGAGAACUGCUUAUGCGGAUGCUGAAGAUGCUCAUCCUGCCCCUUGUGGUGUCCAGCUUGAUGUCUGGCUUGGCUGCUCUCGAUGCUAAGACGUCCAGUCGUUUGGGUAUUUUCACCAUUGCCUACUACUUAUGGACCACCUUUGUGGCGGUGAUUGUGGGAAUCAUCAUGGUAUCCAUCAUCCACCCUGGGGGUGCAGCCCAGAAGGAGAACACAGAACAUAGUGGGAAGCCGGUUAUGAGCUCAGCGGACGCUCUGCUGGACCUGAUCCGGAACAUGUUUCCUGCAAAUCUGGUCGAAGCAACUUUUAAGCAGUAUCGCACCAAGAAUAUACCAAUGGUGAAAGGUGGGAAGACGACUUCAUCAGAAAGUAUAACUCACAGAAUCCUGAUCUAUGGGAUCCAGGAUGAAAAUGGAUCACAUAUACAGAACUUUGCUCUUGAUAUCACCCCUUCCCCAGAUGUAGUCUACAAGUCAGAGCCCGGAACCAGCGAGGGGAUGAAUGUACUCGGAAUUGUCAUAUUUUCUGCCACCAUGGGUAUAAUGCUGGGUCGCAUGGGAACAAGCGGAGUACCUCUUGUUAGUUUCUGCCAGUGCCUGAAUGAGUGUGUCAUGAAAAUUGUAGCCAUUGCCGUGUGGUACUUUCCGUUUGGGAUUGUCUUCCUUAUUGCAGGCAAGAUCCUGGAGAUGGAUGACCCCACAGCAAUUGGGAAGAAGCUUGGAUAUUAUGCCAUCACUGUAGUUUGUGGACUGGUGGUGCACGGCCUUUUUAUUCUUCCCAUCAUGUAUCUGUUAAUCACAAAGAAGAACCCCAUUGUCUUCAUCCGAGGAGUACUACAGGCUCUGCUCAUAGCCCUGGCCACAUCCUCCAGUUCUGCCACGCUGCCUAUAACAUUCAAGUGUCUUCUGGAAAACAACCACAUAGACAGACGUAUCGCGAGGUUUGUGCUGCCGGUUGGAGCCACCAUCAAUAUGGAUGGGACUGCCUUGUACGAAGCAGUAGCUGCCAUCUUUAUUGCACAAGUGAACAACUACGAGCUUGAUUUUGGCCAGAUCAUUACCAUCAGCAUUACAGCAACAGCAGCCAGCAUUGGGGCAGCAGGGAUUCCCCAAGCAGGCCUGGUUACCAUGGUGAUCGUGCUGACCUCUGUCGGCUUGCCGACUGACGAUAUUACCCUGAUCAUAGCAGUAGACUGGGCACUAGACCGUUUCCGGACCAUGAUUAAUGUGCUGGGAGAUGCAUUGGCCGCCGGGAUCAUGGCUCAUAUCUGCAGGAAAGACUUUGCCAAGCAGAGUGAGGAGCAAGUGCCUCUCAUAUGUGAGACCAAGCCUAUAAGUAUCCACCAGAUCAUGGCAUACCAACGGAACGGAUGCGUGAAAAGCCGCAGCGCCCCUCACCUUUCUCACACGGAACAUGAGUUUCACCAAGUUCAAGUGGAUCCUGAGCCUGAAGCUCCUGAACCUUCCGAAAAAUGCACAGAAAAAGAUCACUGUACGAUAGAGAUCAGCGAACUUGAGACGAAUGUGUAACCACAGGUUAUGGUCUCCUCUAGAGACAGAGCAGGUCCUACAUCAACUUAUACCUGGAGGUGGGAUGCGAAUGAUGUCCAUCACAUCACCUACACCAGAAAAAGGAGGCACAUCAGUCAAACAAAGCAGAAUACCUGGUUCUUUAUCCGAAGGACUAUGCUAUAAACUCACUGCCAACUUGGAAUGAUCUCACAGUUAGAAGCGUGCAGAUGCUGGAGACGUCAGGUUUCCAUUGUGUACAAUACCAUCCAGUUGCCACCAUAGUUAACACCAGAUAAUCCUCAGUGCAGAUAUAUGAAGGAGAUAAGGAUGUUUACAUGACUAACCUCAUUUGGUAAAAGAAAUUUUAUAAAAUGUGAUAUAUUUGUGUGUAGAGUAGAAACAAAAUGGUGCCUACAAUCCUCCUCUUGAAAUAACACUUCACUGUGCGGUGUCUUGUAUGUUUUAGGGCCAUUUAUCUAUUUUAAUAUGAAUUCUAUGGGAUCAAAGUUGUAAUGUGAUGAUCAAGUGGAGGCAACCAGAGAUCUUAGGUGAAGACCAUAUGUACAAUGGCCUUUAUUAAAAAUAUUGAGCUGUUCUGUCACAAAGGCUUAACUGUUUUUCUGUUUUUAACUGGUACCUUCACCUUAUGCCGGUCAUCUAAUAACCCUUAUCUCUAAACUACUAAGAGGUCAUAGACACUUAUAUAAGCCACAUUGUUAUCAGACAGAUAAGAACUGAACUAUAAUGAGUUUUUAUAAUGUCAGAGA
Messenger RNA from Bufo gargarizans (Asiatic toad), 2444 nucleotides. RefSeq names its product solute carrier family 1 member 7 (gene SLC1A7). Gene Ontology annotation, cellular component: plasma membrane. Gene Ontology annotation, biological process: L-glutamate transmembrane transport. Bases 1 to 1695 code for a protein of 564 amino acids. The transcript is spliced from 12 exons. Gene Ontology annotation, molecular function: neutral L-amino acid transmembrane transporter activity; L-glutamate transmembrane transporter activity; glutamate:sodium symporter activity. The record is from RefSeq and is a predicted model, not a curated record. NCBI's taxonomy places the organism in Eukaryota, Metazoa, Chordata, Amphibia, Anura, Bufonidae.